This is a messenger RNA of Girardinichthys multiradiatus, 760 nucleotides long. It is a transcript of the gene cnih4, whose product is annotated as cornichon family AMPA receptor auxiliary protein 4. Gene Ontology annotation, biological process: endoplasmic reticulum to Golgi vesicle-mediated transport. The transcript has 5 exons. Gene Ontology annotation, cellular component: endoplasmic reticulum membrane; COPII-coated ER to Golgi transport vesicle. The coding region runs from base 86 to 505 and encodes 139 amino acids. Lineage: Eukaryota; Metazoa; Chordata; Actinopteri; Cyprinodontiformes; Goodeidae. The record is from RefSeq and is a predicted model, not a curated record.
AUCUUGAGCCAAGUCCCAUCAGUAAUGCUAUCAUACGUUGUUUCCGGUAAGCCGGAAACAGAAAAAAGAUUAAGAUAGAGCGACAAUGGAGGCGGUUGUGUUUAUUCUGUCACUUGUAGACUGCUGUGCGCUGAUUUUUCUUUCGGUAUACUUUAUUAUCACUCUAUCUGAUCUAGAAUGUGACUAUAUUAAUGCUCGAGCAUGCUGCUCCAAGCUUAACAAAUGGGUAAUUCCAGAGAUGGUUGGCCAGUGUCUCUCAAUGAUGCUUAUGUUGGUCUCCAUGCACUGGUUCAUUUUCCUACUAAACAUGCCUGUAGCAGCCUGGAACAUUUACAGGUAUAUGAGGAUUCCUAUGGGAAACAUGGGUGUGUUUGACCCAACUGAGAUCCACAACCGAGGUCUACUAAAGUCCUACAUGAAAGAGGCCAUGAUUAAAUUAGGAUACCACCUGCUCUGCUUCUUCAUUUAUUUGUACAGCAUGAUCCUGGCUCUGAUCAAUGAGUGAGGCCCUCAGCAGAUUGACUACCUUCACAUCUGUACUGUUUGGAUGAAAUAUAUGAGAACACAGUUAAAGAGUUUGCAAUUUGAUACAGUUAUGUGGUUAAUAUUUAACCAUUCAAUGCUUAACAUGUUCAAAAUACCCCCAAAAAAGUCUGUUUUAUGGUGAAGAAACCUAUGUUAUUUUUUAAAAUCUUUGUUUGGCAACAAGGAACUUCACACUUGCUAGCUGCUGUCUAAAAAUAAAGACAUUUUCACUGUA